UCUCAUCUUUGCUAGAUUCCAAGAAAGUCUCAUUCCAUUUUCUCAGUUGUUUUUAUAUCAUCUCUGAAAAAAAGUUCAUUUUAUAAGUUUCAACAUAUGGCUACUGGUGAAGCACUGUGUAACAAUGUCCAAAGCACAGUUUCAGUUACUAGAAGGAGUUACCAAGUCGUUAUAGCAGCGACAAGAGACAUGGGUCUUGGUAUGGACAUGAAACUUCCUUGGGAUUUACCAAUGGAAUACGAAUUUUUCCAAGGUGUUACAACUAAGACAUCUGAUCCCAAGAAGAGGAAUGCGACUAUAAUGGGAAGAAAAACUUGGGAUUCUACUCCUCUAGAGUUUCGUCCCCUUCUUGGUCGGCUCAACGUUGUUCUUACAAGUUCUAGCUGUCUCGACAUUGGCGCCGAUGACAAUGUAUUGGUGUGUAGUACCAUGGAAUCGGCUCUUGAACUUCUAGCCACGGCACCAUAUUCCUUGUCUAUUGAGACGGUCUUUGUCAUAGGAGGUGGCGAGUUGUUAAGGAACUAUAUGAAUGCACCAGACUGUGAAGCUAUCCACCUAACAGAAAUCGAUAUAAGUGUACCAUGCGAUGCAUUUGCGCCGAGGGUGGAUACUUCUCUAUACCAUCCGUGGUACUCAUCAUUUCCAAGAAUGGAAAAUGGAACUCGGUAUAGUUUCAACACUUAUGUCCGAAGAAAAAAUCAUAUUUUUGGUUCCGGUGAAAAGAAAAGUGUUGUUGGUUCAGAUUUCAAGCAGUACUACUCGUUCUUGCCUAAGAUGGUUUUCGAAAGGCAUGAGGAGUUUGGUUACUUGAAUCUUGUUCAAAACAUUAUAUCUACUGGAGACAUGAAUGACAAUACUACUCUUUCUAAAUUUGGAUGUCAGAUGCGGUUCAAUCUGCGCAAGACUUUCCCGCUACUCACAACCAAGAAAGUAUUCUGGCUAGGAGUCGUUGAGGAAACCCUACAACUCAUCAGUGGUUCAACCAAUCCCAAGGAAAAGGGAAAUAAUCAUAUAUGGGAUAGCGAUGAGGCUAAAGAAUAUAUUAACAGUUUCAGAGAGAAUGCUACAGAAGAAGAAGUAGACAACCCACUCCAGUGGAGAAAUUCUGAUUCUAGCAAAGAGUUCAAUCAGCUCUCUGAUGUUAUAAACAAGAUAAAGAACAAUCCUCAUAAGCAAAAGAUCAUGCUUUCAACUUACAAUCUGAAGUUGUCGGUAUCUCCUUGUCAGACAGUUGCACAGUUCUAUGUGGCAAAUGGUGAGCUCUCCUGUCAAAUCUACCAGAACUCAACCGAAGCAAGCCUCGAGAUUCCUUUCAGUAUCGCUGCAUAUUCGCUCUUGACAUGCAUCAUUGCUCAUGUUUGCGACCUUGUAGCUGGUGACUUCAUCCAUGUGAUUGGACAAGCCAAUAUUAACAAAACUCACGUCCAAAACAUACAAAAACAGCUUCAAAUCUCACCAAUACCCUUCCCGAUUUUGAAAAUCAACCCUCAGAAAAAGAAGAUUGAUGAUAACUUUGAGGCUUCUGAUUUGGAACUCCUGAAGAUAUGAACAUACUUCACA
Messenger RNA from Capsella rubella, 1560 nucleotides. Its product is annotated as bifunctional dihydrofolate reductase-thymidylate synthase 2. Lineage: Eukaryota; Viridiplantae; Streptophyta; Magnoliopsida; Brassicales; Brassicaceae. The coding region runs from base 97 to 1548 and encodes 483 amino acids. The transcript is spliced from 10 exons. Gene Ontology annotation, biological process: tetrahydrofolate biosynthetic process; dTMP biosynthetic process; one-carbon metabolic process. The record is from RefSeq and is a predicted model, not a curated record. Gene Ontology annotation, molecular function: dihydrofolate reductase activity; thymidylate synthase activity. Gene Ontology annotation, cellular component: cytosol; mitochondrion.